Centrocercus urophasianus (Greater sage-grouse) is the source of this 1551-nucleotide messenger RNA. It is a transcript of the gene MLF2, whose product is annotated as myeloid leukemia factor 2. Lineage: Eukaryota; Metazoa; Chordata; Aves; Galliformes; Phasianidae. Gene Ontology annotation, biological process: regulation of DNA-templated transcription. The transcript is spliced from 8 exons. Gene Ontology annotation, cellular component: cytoplasm; nucleus. Bases 144 to 875 code for a protein of 243 amino acids. The record is from RefSeq and is a predicted model, not a curated record.
GCCGCCAUGGGAGUCCGGGCGUGAGCGGCCCGCGUCUUCUUCGUUCUCCUCUUCCUCCUGCUGUCGUCCCCUCGGCACCGCCCGGCGCGCCUGCGGGCAGGGGAAGGGGCACGGCAGAACUCGCCCCCGUGGAGGGCAACAGCAUGUUCCGGCUGAUGAGGGACGGGGAGCCGGAGGACCCCAUGUUCGCUAUGGACCCUUUUGCUAUCCACCGGCAGCACAUGAACCGCAUGCUUUCUGGAAGUUUUGGAUUUGGCCCACUGCUUGGUAUCACUGAUGGGACCACACCAGGGGCUCGUCAGGCUGGCCGCAGGAUGCAGGCAGGAGCUGUUUCACCCUUUGGGAUGCUGGGCAUGGCAGGUGGCUUUAUAGACAUGUUUGGCAUGAUGAACGACAUGAUUGGGAACAUGGAACAUAUGACAAGUGGUGCAAACUGCCAGACAUUUACCUCUUCAACUGUCAUCUCCUAUUCCAACCUGGGUGAUGGGCCCAAAGUGUAUCAGGAGACCUCAGAGAUGCGUUCGGCACCUGGCGGGAUUCGUGAGACUAGGCGGACCGUAAGGGACUCAGACAGUGGCUUGGAACAAAUGUCUAUUGGGCACCACAUCAGGGACAGAGCGCACAUCAUGCAGCGAUCCCGGAACCAUCGUACAGGUGACCAGGAAGAGAGGCAGGACUACAUCAAUAUGGAUGAAAGUGAUGCAGCCGCUUUUGAUGAUGAGUGGAGGCGAGAGACAUCCCGCUUCCGGCCGCAGCGAGGACUGGAAUACCGGCGUCACGACGGCAGCGGCAGCCGCCGGGCUGAAGGGACUCGUCUUGCGAUCCAGGGCCCGGAGGAUUCUCCCUCCAGACAGUCCCGCCGAUAUGACUGGUGAAUGCAGAGCAGACCUUGUUGGGGGUGCAACAUGGUCACCCCCAAGUCUACCUACACGUUCUUGUAAGUCCUAACACGACUCUUUUUUCAUUCUCCAUUGCCUGGUUGCCUCUUAACCAUAUGGAUUUUCUUUUCAUUACCCCAGUCUUGCAUUAUUUUGGUUGGAAGAAUGUUUUCUCGCUUAAUGUAAAGAGCAGAGGAAGAUGAAAUUCUUGAGAAAAUACUGAAUGGAAAGGUUCAGCAAGGUUGGCCUUGUCACCAAGAAAAAUAUGUGAUGUCAGCCUUAGGUGGUGGUUGAAAUGGUAUGAGGUGAUGCAGGAUCACAAUCUAUAGAGUGUUUACAUUAUCAUUAUGUAGAACUUAGAGACUUUUUACUGCCAGUCCAGUUUGAAAUUAAAACAAGUGCUGCUUUCUGGCCUGUGCUUUGAGGGUUCACUUGGAUAUGGUCCUGAACUUGAAAUUUGGGGUUUCUUUUUAUUAUUAUAAAUGUUAAAUCUUAUCUGUCUUAGCUGCUUUCUAAUCACAUUUUGCUCUUUUUAUGUUCUCUCUUUGUUUCCCUUCCUUCCAGGUACAGACAGUGAAAUUCUAAAGCCCCUUCAAAGCACCACUUGGACCCUUCUCAAAUUUAGUAUUAACCUCCCUGCCACUUAAGAAUUGAAAUAAAGCAACUAAUCUUC